Onthophagus taurus is the source of this 1198-nucleotide messenger RNA. The record is from RefSeq and is a predicted model, not a curated record. Lineage: Eukaryota; Metazoa; Arthropoda; Insecta; Coleoptera; Scarabaeidae.
UAGAUAGUAAAAAAGUAUCGUGUAAUUAUAUCGGCGAGCAAAGUAGGUACAGAGUAGAAGAGAUUUUAUAAUACUGACGGUUGUAAUGUCAAGGUUGGUUCAGUUAUAUAUAGUGAAAAUGACGCCUAAAAUAUCAAAAGAAGUAUUACAUGGAUGUGCCUUGGUUCUUGGAGCCGUUUUACAAGAAGAAUUAAAAAACACGAUUUGCGAGAAACGAAAAAGGAAAUGGGUGAGGGAAUGGAUUUCUCGCAGGGAUAAGUUAGGUGCUUCUUGCACCCUUUUAAAAGAAUUAGCUGAAGAAGAUUCGACAGCUUACAGAAAUAGCCUAAGAAUAAGUACUACAAAUUUUAAUAAAUUGCUGCAAAUGGUAGAAGAUUCAAUCCAAAAAACUAAUACGGUAAUGAGAUUGGCUAUUCCCACAAGAGUAAAACUUGAAAUAACGCUACGCUAUUUAGCCACUGGAGACAGCUUUAAAGCUUUGGAGUAUCUAUUGCGAGCCCCGGAAUGUACAAUUUCGAAAUUUUUACCGGAAGUUCUAACUGCAAUAUCAGAUGUUCUCAAACCCUACCUAAAGGUGCCCUCAGCAAGUGAUGAAUGGAAAGAAAUAGAAAAAAAAUUCAUGGCAUAUUGGAAUUUUCCUAGAUGGUGCGGUCCAAUUGAUGGUAAACACGUUCAAAUUAAAUGCCCACCAAACAGCGGUUCAUCAUUUUAUAAUUAUAAGGGCACAUACAGCAUAAUUUUAUUCGCCAUGGUGGAUGCAACUUACAGCUUCAGAUACAUAGAUAUAGGAGGAAAUGGACGUGCAAGCGAUAGUGCAAUAUUCAGAGACUCAACUUUAAACAUAGCCAUUCAGAAUAAGUUGUUAGGCUUCCCUGACAAAUCAGUUAUUAUUGGUGACGAUGCAUUUCCCUUAAGAGCAAAUUUAAUGAAGCCGUAUAGUAAAAACAACUUAUCAAAUGAAGAAAAAGUUUUCAACUAUAGGCUUUCCAGAGCGCGGCGAGUAGUAGAAAAUGCAUUUGGUAUACUUGUCUGGCGAUUUCGAGUAUUUCAGAGACCAAUACAAUUAAAAUCAGAUACUAUUGAUAAAGUAAUCUGGGCUGCUUGUAGUUUACAUAAUUGGCUACGAAUGACUUCUAAUACUUACCUUACCCCACAAUCAGUUGACAGUGAGGAUUUAAAUACUUUUGAGGUAUUUUGA